GAGAUUAUCGCAGGAACAUCUGAUGCGCAGCAUCAUAGUUCGUCCAGAAAUACUUUCAUCACGUUGCAUCCACGCAACUAUCCGAUAGCCACCGGGUGGAGACAACAAUGUGAGAGGUCCGACACAAAGCCCGAUACAAAGACGGCUAACAUCGUUGCUGAUCGGACAACCUUGGGUACCAGUGCAUGGGAUGCUCAACUGAAGAGGCUUGCUACUUUUGGAUCAUUUCAACACAAUAUUCUCAAUCCCUUUCAGGCUCCAAAAACAACUUUUUAGAGUAGUGCAGGAUGGAAUUAUUAUUUUUUGUUGAGUUCGUCUCAGUUUUUCAUUGUCGACCAAUGCACCACAUUAAGUUUGAAUGAUAGGAAGCUAAAGAAAAUAACUUGACUGGAAGGCCCAGUUGCUGUAACAUAUUUCUAAAGCUGAGAGAGGCAGUAGCAAGAUGAUGUCCUCUACAGCCAUGGAUUCACUGGCCAGUUGGAGGAGGAGUCUGGUCCCUCAGACGUCUUAAUGAAGGCCGUGUUCUGGCUGAGAACUGAGACCAAGGUCCUAAAAGGCUAACAAGUGAGGCACUGUCCUCUCCUGCUGUUGACUUGCCUUUAUAUUCUGUGUAGUAGGAUCCCCACACUUCCCCCUAAAGCCUCAAGAUGGGCCUGUUCUUAGACUUCAACCCCUUUGAUAACCUGCUGUGCAUUCUCCUGGGCAUCUCCUUCACGGUGUGGUUCACCCUACUGCUGGUCUUCAUCAUCGUGCCUGCCAUCUUUGGAGUGUCCUUUGGCAUUCGACAGCUCUACAUGAAAACACUACUGAAGAUCUUUGAGUGGGCCACACAUAGGAUUGAAAGAGGAGCCAAGGACAACAACCAUCUCUUGUACAAGCCUUACUCUAAUGCCAUCAUCGCCAAGGAGCCCACCUCCCUGGAGGAGGAGAUAAAGGAGAUCCGGCGCAGUGGCAGUAACCGGGACCUGGACCAUGCCUCCGAGUUUGAGAUGUCCGACAUCUUCUACUUCUGCCGGCAAGGAGUUGAGAGCAUCAUGGACGACGAGGUGACCAAGAGGUUUUCUGCUGAGGAGCUGGAGUCAUGGAACCUUCUGACCCGUAGCAACUACAACUUCCAGCACAUCAGUCUGAGGCUGACUGUCCUGUGGGGGCUGGGGGUGGUGAUCCGCUACGGCUUCCUUCUGCCUCUCAGGGUAACUCUUGCCUUCACCGGGGUGGGUCUUCUGGUCGUACUCACCUCCAUCAUCGGGUUUCUUCCAAAUGGGAGGAUGAAGAACUUCCUCAGUGAGCAGGUGCAUCUGAUGUGUUACCGGAUCUGUGUAAGAGCUCUCACUGCCAUCAUCACCUACCACGACAGUGAAAACAAGCCCAAGAAUGGAGGGAUCUGUGUGGCCAACCACACCUCACCCAUUGAUGUCAUCAUCCUGGCAAGCGAUGGCUGCUAUGCAAUGGUUGGGCAAAUCCACGGUGGUUUGAUGGGCGUGAUCCAGAAGUCUAUGGUGAAAGCCUGCCCACAUAUUUGGUUUGAACGCUCUGAAGUCAAAGACCGACAUCUAGUGGCCAAAAGAUUGAGUGAUCAUGUAGAAGACAAAACUAAACUGCCUAUUCUCAUUUUCCCUGAAGGCACCUGCAUCAACAACACUUCAGUAAUGAUGUUCAAAAAGGGCAGCUUUGAGAUUGGCUCCACAGUCUACCCUGUGGCCAUCAAGUACGACCCCCGCUUUGGAGAUGCCUUCUGGAACAGCAGCCAGUUUGGGAUGGUCAACUACCUGCUGAGGAUGAUGAGCAGCUGGGCCAUUGUGUGCAGCGUGUGGUACCUGCCACCCAUGACCAGAGAGGAAGGAGAGGAUGCAGUCCAGUUUGCCAAUCGGGUUAAAGCAGCUAUCGCCAGGCAAGGAGGGCUGGUGGACUUGCUAUGGGAUGGAGGUUUAAAGCGAGGGAAGGUAAAAGACACCUUCAAAGAGGAGCAACAAAAGUUAUACAGCAAAAUGCUAGUGGGAACCCAAGAGGACCGCAGUCGUUCUUGAAGACAAAUGCAAGGAGUUUAAGAUGAUCAAGACCCACUUGGGGACCACCGAAUGGACAGUAAAGGUGUUUUUGACUUGGAAUACUCCCACCCUCAUGUCAGGAAUAUUUCACUUGGCUUUCUCGGUCACUGCCUCAGCUUGGCAUUUCAAGUUCUCAUUGCUGUUACAGCCCAUUCUGGGCCUUGUCUCUGUUUCUAAUGAACUGGCCUCUACUGUACCAGUGUGUCAUGAAACUGCUCACUAAGAUGGUUUGUUGUCUUCCCUGAUGGUGACAAAACUGUCUUUUGAGUGACUAUUGUAUGUAUGUCCUUCAUUGAGUUAAUGUAUAUGUCUUGUUCUUAUCAUUUCUCUUUUUUAGUUUUAUUAUUGUUAAUAGUAAUAAUGACAGUUAUUAUCAUAAUUGUUCUUUAAGUUACAAGAGAUAUGUGUGGAGAUGUACUGUAGCAAUGCAACAUAGAGAAGUACUGUCAAGUUUGUACUGAAGGGGAAAACUGUGACCAUGUUGGGAAAUGCAUGAAUGGCUUGUUCCCAACACGACCAAGAUGGUGAGGUGCCACGUAAAUAUGUUUCUAAUACUUUUUUAUUGUUUGUUUUUUUAGAUGAAAAAAGCCUUUUGUUUUAAAGGUCCAAUGCAGCUGUUUUAAUCUCAAUAUCAAAUCAUUUCUGGGUAGCAAUUAAGUACCUUACUGUGAUUGUUUUCAAUUAAAAUGGUCAAAAAGAAACCAGGAAAGCUUCUUAGCAAAGAGCAAUUCCUCAAGCAAGAAUUUUGCUAGGACUGCCUGGGAGUGGUGAGUGAAAAACAGAAAACUGCCUGUUAUUGGCAGAGAGGGCUAGAACUCUUAUUUAUUGGUCUAUUAAUUGAUUUACCUCCUAGUGAUGUCACCAGGCAGGCCAAGACUCCAUCCUACCAACAUUUCAGGCGGUCUUUUGAAACAGCUUACACUAAAAGGGCAUUAUUAUCAUUGUCACAAUUUCACAGUAUUAUUCCCACCUCAUAAUGUGGAAAUAGAUAUAGAACACAGGAAAAUCACAUUUGACUGCACUGGGCCUUUAAGCGUUGUAUUCAUGUGUAAAAUAUGGGAGUUGUGUUAAAGUGGAGCUUGUUUUUGUUUUCUUUGUUUCUGUUGUGAAGAAUAUACAUUCUCAGUGACUGGUGGGGGUUGUUGAAAUGUAGUAGAUACUCAACUUUUGUCACAUCUAAACUAGCCUACUUUAUCUCAAUUAACACUUACUUCUGCCUCCCACCCUUAUCUACCGUGAAGCUACUUUCUGAGCUAUGUAAAGACUGAGGCCUCUGCCAUCGACACCUCGCGAUAGCUGUGGUUUAAGCAGCAUUGUGUGCUUUUAAUUUGUUUACUUACUAAUUAUUUGUUAUAACAUGGUUAAAACGUAAUAUCAUACCGGGCCAUGGAUGUGAAAAGUAUGCCUUGUUCCCUAGCUGCUCUAUUAAUACUUCCAUGAAGGCUUCUCAUCAUCUACUGUGGGAAUUCUCAUGCCAAAUGCACUCCAGAAAGUGAGGGGGCCUGAAGGAGAAAAUGAAAGUACAGCUGCAGAGUUAAACUGAUUCCCUGCGCGGCUGCAGUGCAAGCCUAGUGGAAAUCCCUGGCCAUCGCCUUCCUCAAACUCCUGUUUGGUUCUCCCAUCCCUUUAUACAUUGCUGUACCAAGGGUAUAGACGUUUAAAAUCUGUCCAAUGUUGACCAAUAAAAGUCCAAGGAUGAAGAUAUCAAA
Messenger RNA from Oncorhynchus kisutch (coho salmon), 3757 nucleotides. Its product is annotated as glycerol-3-phosphate acyltransferase 4. Gene Ontology annotation, molecular function: glycerol-3-phosphate O-acyltransferase activity. The transcript has 13 exons. Bases 648 to 2027 code for a protein of 459 amino acids. NCBI's taxonomy places the organism in Eukaryota, Metazoa, Chordata, Actinopteri, Salmoniformes, Salmonidae. Gene Ontology annotation, cellular component: endoplasmic reticulum. Gene Ontology annotation, biological process: triglyceride biosynthetic process. The record is from RefSeq and is a predicted model, not a curated record.